Morchella importuna is the source of this 282-nucleotide messenger RNA. RefSeq lists its product as uncharacterized. The transcript has 3 exons. The record is from RefSeq and is a predicted model, not a curated record. Lineage: Eukaryota; Fungi; Ascomycota; Pezizomycetes; Pezizales; Morchellaceae. The coding region runs from base 1 to 282 and encodes 93 amino acids.
AUGGGACUGGGAAUGCGAUGGCUUGACCUGACUGACGGCAUGGGAAAGGAAUGUUUUUUCUGCCCGAUUUUUAAGUUGUCUUACAAACGACAGGCGCAAAAAAAGAAACAUGCGGGAGGCGGGAGUGCCCCAUCUUGGGAGGUAGCAGUGGUCGGAACUCAUGUCUUUGUUUUCGAACUAGACCGGGUGACUGUCCAGAACACAUGUACCUAUUAUGAUGACUUAUCGACGCCUAAAUCCAACUCCUUCUCCACUUUCACUACCACCACGACUUUCUUCUAG